This is a messenger RNA of Lineus longissimus, 4503 nucleotides long. RefSeq names its product neuronal calcium sensor 2-like. The coding region runs from base 77 to 667 and encodes 196 amino acids. Gene Ontology annotation, molecular function: calcium ion binding. The record is from RefSeq and is a predicted model, not a curated record. The transcript is spliced from 4 exons. NCBI's taxonomy places the organism in Eukaryota, Metazoa, Nemertea, Pilidiophora, Heteronemertea, Lineidae.
CUGAUAAGACCCAUAUGUGCCAUCAUCAACCCAGCCAAGAGACGAGACCAUCACGAUCCCAUCAGACGGUUUCACCAUGGGCCUCAAGAGUAGCAAAACAUUGAAACUUCCUCCAGAAGAUCUCAAUUUCCUCAUGCAAAAUACCUGCUUCACCAAGAAGCAGAUCAAGAAGUGGUAUAAGGGAUUUAUUAAAGAUUGCCCGUGCGGUCAGCUUAGUCGAAAGAAGUUUAUCGAGGUCUACUCUGGUUUCUUUCCCGACGGAAACGCCGAGGAGUUCUGUACACACGUGUUCAGAACGUUCGACAAGGAUAACAGCGGCAAGAUCGACUUCAAUGAGUUUUUGUUGGCGAUAAAUAUCACGUCCUCAGGGAAACCAGAGGAGAAGCUCAACUGGGCAUUCCAGAUGUACGAUAUUGAUGGAAACGGCACUAUAGAGAAAAAUGAGAUGGAAGAGAUAAUUAAGGCAAUUUAUAUUAUGCUUGGAACGAACGUGGAUGCUGAAAAUAUGACACCGGAAAAACGCACAGAGGAGAUAUUCGACAAAAUGGAUAUAAAUCAUGAUGGAGUAUUAGAAAAAGAGGAAUUCAUAAAUGGAUGCAUGGCCGAUAAACAACUCUAUUCAAUAUUACUGGCUGAUGAAGCUCCAGAGGAUGUAGGAGAGGAGUAGCUGAUCAUGACUGCUGUUUGAAUCAGAAACCUUCAUUGUGAUUGGCUACCUUUUUGAAAGAAAUUUUCUGAUUGGCUGAUCAUGCGUAGGAUGUUUUGAGACAAGAGAUGUGAUUGGGCCACGUGAUUAGAUCAAAACGAUUCAUGUCUUCUGGAUUGGGUCAGGAAUUUUGCCAUAAUCGCAAAAUGGAUUGGGAACAAGAAGGGAAUAUUCAUAUAUGAGGAAUACAUAUCAUCACGUUUACAUUAUGACAGAUUGCAUGAUUAUAUGAUAAGAUGAUUGCAUAUUUCAUUUCAUCUAUGAAUUUAGCUCAACGCGGCUUCGGCUGCUGUUGAAAAUGAAAGUAGAAACUACUGGAUUUCUGGUACGAUAAUUUGAUGAUUAUAAAUUGACACGAGUAUAGUACAUGUAAAUAGGCUAAUUUGCAGACCAGAUGAGCUCCCUUGAUGACAUAAGAUGACGAUCUCAUGUCUUAUUCUCGAUGGGGACGGCCUUGCUCUGAUGUCAGUAGCCUUCACCACCUGGUAUUCGCCGUUAGGACAGUUAUGCGGAGUCUAGGGGACUGAAGAAGUAGGCCUAUAGUGAGGAUGAAAAUAUUUCUUAAAGGCGAAGUCCAUUUCUUGUAAUUCAUCUCCUAUACUAUUAACACAGGCUACCCAUACAUGGUUUUCCAAGUUGAGUCUGGAACAACUAGUUGCAUUGAUAGAAAUAAAAUGAAUUUAUGGAGAUUUGUGUGAGAUUUGGUAUUGUUAUAUAUCCACGUGUGAACUUUUAAAGAAAAUAAAUGAUAUCAUUAUAAGCUUAUGAUUGAAUUGACUCGCCUUUAGGGGCUAUUUCAGCAACAAUGAAUAAUGCAUAUGCAUGUAUAUGUUUUGAAUGUAGAUUUAGGCAUGUUCCGAAUAGAGGUUGUAAAGCAAUACAUUUUCCAGGGGUGACCGUGAUUUCAGUAAGUUUAACAGCACAGAGUCAAUAUUUCGCUAACAUUGGAUGGUGAUUAGGUUUAUAUAAACUCGUCACCGACGUUAAUUGAAUUUCUCAAUAAUUCUCUUUGUCAUAGUUGUUCAUGUAUUGUGCUCAUUCUUCAUAUAAUAUAAAAUUUGUAUGAUGUCAGUGCUUCUCAAGUCCGUCGUUGUGUGAUCUCCCCUACUGCCCCACUUAAGGGGAGGGGGCAUUUGGGUGUUCCCAAUUUCAGAGGAAAAGAGGGUUACCUUGAGGCUUCCUUAAUUUUUUGAUGAGGGGUUUUGAUAACCGAGCCUCCUAAGAAAUCCGGAUAUUGUAUUAGCUUUUUUUAUGAGAGGGGUUAAAAAGGAUGUAUUUUCGUGUUCAAUUGAGGGGAUUGAUUCAAAACUGGGGAACACACAGCUUCAUGAACUUGCUAGAAUCUGUAAAUGGGAGCCGGAGGGUGUGAAAUCAAUAGUGCUGGGAGAGGUUUUCUCGCCGAAAGUUUCAGUUUUAGUUUGUCAGUGUAUAAUAGAGGACAUGAAGGAGUUCAGUAGCAGAAGGUAGUGCAGGGAGAAUUUUCCUUGCCAAAAAACUUUCGUAUUAUAAUAGUUUGUCACUCUUGAAGGAGGAGCCGCAGAAGUACUUUUCAGGUCAGCACUAUAACGAUAAUUACUCCGUGCCUGAAUGUGUAACAAACUCAGGCUGUUGGUAGAAUGAUUGUGUACCUUUCCUGAUCACCCAACGAUAGCCCUCUAUCAAGGAGUCUGACACUACUGGUGUAGCAAAGAGGGCGAUUCCUCAAGAAGUGUUCACAUAAUUCUACCAACUGUUUGUACACAUUUAAAGGUUUUUGCAUAAACUUCGGAAUGUAUAGCUUCCCAACAUUCUAUAAAGGAUCUUUAAAUAUCUUUAGUGCUGGCCCAUCAUUGUCGAUGCACUCCUCCUUAAACAGAUAUGACGCAAUCAGCUUGUACCAUGUCCGUGUUUUUUAGGGUGCUAACAUCACCUGACCGAGCUUACUUCAAGGCCUGUAUGAUUAUCAUAUAAUGUGACAUUUUGAUUUUGAUUGUUGUGCUGUGAAUUGCAUUUUAGAGUUUCUAACCUGUGUGUAAUGCUGCAUGCUCAUGCAGGGUGUUAAAAAUUAGCCUUGCUAGUUUUGAAGUUGAGUAGCUUUUCCUCAAAGCAAUCUUUUCUACUGCAGUUCUCUGCAAGGAAUACUUUGGUUCCAAAGAUUCCAAAUUGAAAAAGACGCAGCUUUUCAUAAAUGAGUUAUUCAAAACGUUCAAUUUAUAACUACCAAAAUUAGUUUUAAACACCCUGUAGUUGAACAAAGCUACAUUUGUUUGUGGCUCACUGUGGUUUUACACUUAUCUGUUGCUGACGAUGAGAGAUCAACAUCUUUAUCUCUUCCCUUAAAUACCUUCUCUCUUCAUUCAAAACUUUCAAAUUGAACUAGAUAUUUGCAGAAAUUAGUUUGAAUAUACAUGUAGGCUUCAUCCACCAAUGUAGCUAAAUAAUGGGUAUAAGGAUGUCUGUAGCUAAAAUGUUGUACUGGUAUUUAUGCAAAAUCUUUGCUUUGCCAUCAGUGGCUAAGAAAAGCUAAAUUGGUAACUGGUUGAGGCUACACUCAUCUGUAGCGCAUUGUGGGGAGGGGCCAUUGCAUGUCUGUAUCUCAAUUCGGUUGAAUCUGUAAGACUGCUUUUAGGCUAUCUUCAUGCAGCAUCAAUACCAGAUCUAGAACUUUACCGGAGCACAUUCUUCCAAAGAUUGCCAGAUGGCAGGUAUAGAAAGAGCUGGGUGAAAGACACAUAACAGUUUAAACCAGCAGAAAGCCAUCUUGCCAGGAAUGGAGCCACAACACCCUUAUAUUUUCUCAUAAGAAAAACUAGCUCUGAAAUGCCUGUAUCAUUUUCUGGAAGCUGGCAUUGAUAUCGGAAGAGUCAUCCGAGAAAUAUCUUAGUUAUUGAAAAUUGUCUGCAAUUCACUUCCUGCAUCGAGGGUGCUGUUACAAAAAUAUACCAUAAUUUAUAUGCUUAUCGCUUUAACUGGAUACUACCAAGUUUAUCAUUAUACAUUUCAGACGGCCGUAUUUGUAGAAUGUUGUGUUAACCCUUGUUCAAACUUGGGCUUUGUGUUUGUAGUGCCGGUUUUCAUAGAGUGUUGCAGUGAGUGUUUUAGUGACAGUUUCUGACUGUCAUACUUGCUUGGUGCGCCCUUUACUGAGACAUUGUAAUGGAGCUCAAAAAUCAUUUUACUCAUUUUCAAUGUGGCCCUGUUUCCAUCCUGAGGGGGUCAUACAGAUGAUGAUGUAGAGCAUCUUUGUACCAAAACAUGCAUAAAAGGUGUCUUUUCAGUCGAAAAAUUAUGACCAAUGCGGGUUGUGGUCCCCAUCUUGCAGUAAACCACCGCAAUUGGAAAUAAUGAAGCAUUUUUUGUGCCAAUUUAGGAACUGAAAGACAAUGUAACAAGCCAACAAGUUGUUUACUUGUGUCAUCUGCUGUUUACAUAAAAGUGAAAGUAAGUGUUCCAUGCCAUGAUAGCUGACGGAAUUUACUACCCAAGUCAUCCAUAAACUUGCAAUUUUGGACCCACCUACCACUCCCGCUAGGAUAAAAUGGUUGUUUGAGGGCCAAAUCCAUAGCAUAGGUGUUGGCAUUUUUUGCAAUACUCCCAUAUUGCCUCCAAGCAAAUUUCUGUGACCUUGACAGUGGAAUUAUGAACGACUUGACUUUGUUGUUUGUUGCACAGUGCGCUGUAUUAUUUACAUGAAAAACUGUCAUAUCUUCAUGUUCUUAAAUUUUCAUAUAUCCUUUAUUUAUUGUAGCACCGACACUAUGGAAGAGUUGUAAAUGAUCUUGUUAUUAUUAAUAAAAUGGCUUUUCAUCAAUAUGUAA